AUGGCAUCGGUGGUUGUCAUUAUUGAGGGUAGUGUGUGUGCUUGGGGUGAAAUGAAUGAAGCACAUGGAGAUGAAGCUAUUCCAGAAAUUAUACGAUCAUUGGUAGCCUUCACGAAUGCUCAUCUCUCAAUGUCUGCUGCAAAUGGGUUGCUGAUUUUGGGAUACGGUGUUGAUACGAGUAAACAGGUGAUAUUCGACAGUCGUUCGUCCGUAAAAGGAAAUGUCGUUUUCGAUACAUCUCGAGCGGUGAUUCAGGGAAUUAGAGAAAUUUUGGAACAUGGUCUUAACGUUGAAGAUUCCACGGCACAUUCAUCACUUGCGCCCGCUCUUGCGCACGGUCUUUGCUACCUGAACACUUGCACUACACUCUCCGAGGCUUUGCCGACCAAUUCAAUCGCUACAACAGAAACGAAAGCCUCAAAGGAUAAUCGCGUGCUAAUAGUAUCGAUGCGAGAUGAAAUUGUCACGGAACACAGUCAAUUGAUGAAUCUUUUCUUCACGGCAAAUAAAUAUGGUUAUUGCGUUGAUGUAGUUGCCCUUGACAAUCCAUCUCCUUUAUUACAACAGGCUGCUGAUAUUACUGGGGGAUUAUGUCUGCGGGUGUCGAAACCAGAUGAGUUGCUGAAAGCCUUGAUGACACACAUCCUUUGUCCAACUUCAUUAAGAACUUCAUUUUCCUCUCCUCCAGAGGGAACAGUCGAUUAUCGAGCCGCCUGUAUUUGUCAUAAUCGACUUGUCAAUCAAGCCUGGAUUUGCUCAGUUUGCUUGGCGAUCAUGUGCCAAUUUAUGCCAAUCUGCAAAGUUUGCAAAGCCGUAUUUCCCCUCCCGCCACAGAAGCCCAAAAAACGUCCGUCAACCGCUGCAGGAGGUCUGGCUAAAAAGAAGCCGAUGCUAAAA
Mesorhabditis belari is the source of this 897-nucleotide messenger RNA. Lineage: Eukaryota; Metazoa; Nematoda; Chromadorea; Rhabditida; Rhabditidae. The record is from the annotation of a GenBank genome assembly.